AUGUUUAUUUUCAAUGUAUCUGAUAAGAAUGGAGAGGGUCAGAUACCACCUAACGGAAGAGAUAAGUUACUUCCUAUCAAACUGCAGCACUUCACAAUCGGAGCUGUUUUUGCUGUAGAAUGGGGUCAACCUCAUGUUACAUUCUGGCAUUACUACCCGAUACCGGUUUCUGUGUGUAACAUAACAAGUAACGAGGACGGUACUGCAGAGUAUGUCUUCGUGUGCCACGACGAUGACUUCAACCUAGACUUGUACUCUUACCCCGAUGAUCCAAGGGUCAUACUUUUGUUCGACAAGUGUGGCGAAAUUAGUGGUAUUCGUACCUGUUACAUUAAAACUGACAUACCUAAAAGAGCAGAGUCUCAAGGCGUAGCCUUCAAUUACAGUUAUGACGACAAAGGAACAUUUCGUAGCUACACCUACUGGGAAAUAGAUGUUUGGUGCGUCGAUACACUGUUCGCCUCUCCAGAAACUCUGGCCGCAGGCUGUCGAAGUACCGAAGUAAGUGAUCUCUAUGUGGUUUUGGGGAACUAUACAUUCACGAAGUUAGCAAGAAGUGAGAGUGAUAUAGAAAAUCAGGGAUUCACUAAACAGGGCUGCUUGAACGGAAUGGGACAACACUACUUUUACAACAUGUACACAGACACACCCUGUGAGGAGUUGGUGGGAGUUAUGGUACUUUAUGACUACGGGGAACUGAUUGGUGUAGCCUAUAGUUCAUUUGGUGCGUUCACAUCUGGCCAUAGGGUGUGGUUUGAGGAACCAAACGUACCCAUAUUAAAGGUUAUAUCCCCGAACGCCCCUCAAUGUUUGUACGAUUGGAACACGUACUUCGGGAUCUCUGCCAUUCAUAUUUUCAUGAAAAAGAAUCCUCGUGAAACCUAUUGCCCUUAUUGAAGAAGGGCUCUACUGUUGGUGAUCCUGUAUCCAGAUUUAAUAAAUUUUAUUUCAAACUUCCAUUGUCCUUUAUGGAAAUGUAAUGCAGAGUUUCGUUAAAUAGGAAAGAAGAAUAAAAUUAUACAAGUUUUAUUUUUGUAACCUUUCAUGGUUUUGCCUAGCCAACUGACUCAAUUCUACCAGAAAUAAUGUGCUGAAUCGUUUAAAUCCUAAAUAUAAUAAAUAUCUAUACACUUCCUUAGUA
This is a messenger RNA of Homalodisca vitripennis (glassy-winged sharpshooter), 1141 nucleotides long. RefSeq lists its product as uncharacterized. The transcript is spliced from 7 exons. The record is from RefSeq and is a predicted model, not a curated record. NCBI's taxonomy places the organism in Eukaryota, Metazoa, Arthropoda, Insecta, Hemiptera, Cicadellidae. Bases 1 to 897 code for a protein of 298 amino acids.